CAACCUCUGUGUUUGUGAUUUGAAUUUGAAAUUGAACACUCCUAUGUUGAUGAAAUAUAUUUUAGGUUGUAAUAUUUACAUUCCGAUUCUUCAAAAGUUUCUCUAUCCAUCGUCCAGUAUCAACUAUGUACAACCGAAGAAAAAAAUAUGAUAAAAUAAAAUUUUUGGGGGAAGGCCAAUUUGCCACAGUGUUCAAAGCCAAAAAUUUACAAACAGGAAGUAUAGUUGCUGUGAAGAAAAUCAAAAUUGGAAGUAAACAAGAAGUACAGGAUGGAGUUAAUCGAACAGCACUUCGGGAAAUAAAAUUGCUGCAGGAGUUGGAUCAUCCAAAUUUGAUGUGUCUACUAGAUGUAUUCGGUCAUUUAUCAAAUAUAUCGUUAGUAUUCGAUUUCAUGGAUACCGAUUUGGAGGUAAUUAUAAAGGACACAACAUUGAUUCUCACCACAGCUAAUAUCAAAUCUUACAUCAUACAAACACUUCAAGGAUUAGAGUAUUUACACAUGAAUUGGAUGCUACAUAGAGAUCUCAAACCAAACAACUUGCUUGUAAAUGCUGAAGGAGUUCUGAAAAUUGGUGAUUUUGGUUUAGCGAAAUUAUUUGGUUCCCCAUCUCGACUUCUCACACAUCAAGUUGUCACUCGAUGGUAUAGGGCCCCAGAGCUCCUAUUUGGCGCUAAACAAUAUGGGACAGGAGUCGAUAUGUGGGCAGUAGGCUGUAUAUUAGGGGAGCUAUUAUUGAGGGUGCCUUUGUUUCCUGGUGAAUCAGAUUUGGACCAAUUGACGAAGAUAUUUACAGUGUUCGGAAAUCCGACAGAAGAAAAUUGGCCUGGAAUGAAGUCUUUGAUAGAUUAUAUUGAAUUUAAACCUUUCACACCUAUCCCUAUGAAAAAUAUUUUUACUGCAGCUGGAGAUGAUCUAUUGGACGUUCUUGAAAAUAUUUUAGUGUUAAAUCCACUGAAAAGAAAAAACUGUACCCAAUGUUUGCAAAUGCCCUUCUUUUCAAACAAACCUGCACCAACGCCAGGAUUAAAGUUACCCUUACCACAAAAAAUAAAGAAUACUGUAGAAACAGAAAAUAAUCAAAAUGUGCUGAAACGAAAAUUAGCUUAUGAUGGUUCUGUAGGUCCAACACUAGCAAAAAGGUUAUUUUUUUAACUUCUAAAAAAAUGGCCGAAUCUAGAUGUUUUUUCUCUGUAGAAUAUUGUUUUGUUGAGAAUACUAUUUUGCAGCUAAAGCUCAAUCAAUAAAUUGAAAGAAAGAAAAAUAGUAAUACUAAUGGCUGUCUAUAAUAAUUAAUUAUGAACAUCAGGGAAUUUUAUAGUAAUUAUAAUUCAAAAUAUUGGAUAAUUAUUAUCCAUAAGGCUGAUAAAUUGAAAUUUGUUCAUUAUUUAAUGAAUUUCUAGUGGAACUUCUAUUCUGAGUUGAUUUCAAUUAGUAAAGGCUGAAAUGAGCAUGUGAUAUUCAUCUUUUUAUUCAAUUAAUUGAAGGUAUCUUAAUUUCAGGCUUCAAGAAUAGAUAUUAUUCAAGUAUUCCAGAAUUCAGGGAAUAUUUUUGUUUUGGAAUUGAUUCUAUUGAAUUCGCUAUGUACUAUAAUUGUGAUGAGAUUUCAUACUCUUCAUAUGUUGUAAUUAUUAUGAAUCAAUAUCUUGUGAAACAUAAUCUUUUGUAAAGUUGGUGUAUAAAAUCCUGAGUAAAAUCCAAUGAACACAGAUGGAACAUAUGUAAAACUACUCUCAUGAAACAUAGAUUUUGGAUAGUUAGAAGAUUUGGAGUCCAUAUGUAUAUCCUCUUGAAGAAUUUUUCUACAGAAAAUUGUUAAAAGAAUGAAGGUUUAUAAUAAAUUUUCUUGAAUAUCA
Coccinella septempunctata (seven-spotted ladybird) is the source of this 1855-nucleotide messenger RNA. It is a transcript of the gene Cdk7, whose product is annotated as cyclin-dependent kinase 7. Gene Ontology annotation, molecular function: ATP binding; RNA polymerase II CTD heptapeptide repeat kinase activity; cyclin-dependent protein serine/threonine kinase activity. The record is from RefSeq and is a predicted model, not a curated record. The transcript has a single exon. The coding region runs from base 126 to 1154 and encodes 342 amino acids. Lineage: Eukaryota; Metazoa; Arthropoda; Insecta; Coleoptera; Coccinellidae. Gene Ontology annotation, cellular component: cytoplasm; nucleus; transcription factor TFIIK complex. Gene Ontology annotation, biological process: protein phosphorylation; positive regulation of transcription by RNA polymerase II.